Molecule: messenger RNA, 2453 nt
Organism: Gadus chalcogrammus (walleye pollock)
Lineage: Eukaryota; Metazoa; Chordata; Actinopteri; Gadiformes; Gadidae
Product: protein kinase C-binding protein NELL1-like
Exons: 20
Coding region: 27-2453 (808 amino acids)
Molecular function (GO): protein binding; calcium ion binding
Source: RefSeq, a predicted model, not a curated record
CUGUACAGCAGAACAAACAAACACAAAUGGAUAUUUUGGUGACUUUGAUACCUCUUUUUUUCCUCACAAAACCAGUUUUGGGUUUUGGAUCAGAUCAAGAUUACCAGAUUGAUAUCAUCAAUGAACUUGACCUGGCUAAUGCCACCUAUGGAAUUACCCAAGUCGCGGGGCUACACAACAGCAGCAAAGCCUUCUUGUUUCGAGAUGUGGGGAGAGCUGUGUAUGCUCCAGAACACCUCACGGAGAGGGUGGUGCAGAUGUUCCGGAGUAAGACGGAGUUCACCUUCCUGGCCUCCAUCCAGCAGAAGGCGUCCACCUCUGGAGUCAUCUUCUCCAUCCACGAGUCAGAGCACAGCUACUUUGAGCUGGAGAGCAGUGGCGUGAGGGAGGAGAUACGCUACCACUACCGCUUCAACGGCAAGCCCCGCUCCGAGUCCUUCCCCUACCGCCUGGCCGACGGACAGUGGCACAAGAUCGCACUCACCAUCAGCGCCACGCACCUCCUGCUCCACGUCGACUGCAACAGGAUCUACGAGCGGCUGAUCGACCCUCCGCAGACGGAGCUCACGGCCGGCAGUGGAGUGUGGCUGGGCCAGCACACCCACAAACACGGCCUGUUCAAGGGCGUCAUUCAGGACGUGAAGCUGAUCUUCGCUCCGAAUGGCUACAUCUCCCAGUGCCCUAACCUGAACCGCACCUGUCCGACCUGCAGUGAUUUCCUGAGCCUGGUGCAGGGUAUCAUGGACCUGCAGGAGGUGCUGGCCAAGAUGACCCUGAAGCUGAACUACGCAGAGACCAGGCUGACCCAGUUGGAGGGGUGCCACUGUGAGCGGAUGUGCAGCGCCAACGGCCUCCUCUACCGGGACAAGGAGCUGUGGCUGGAGCCCGAGAACUGCCGCAACUGUGCCUGCAAGAACGGCGUGGUGGAGUGCCGGCGGAUCUUCUGUCCGCCGGCCAACUGUUCCAAGGACUCUCUGGCCGUGCACAUCAACGGCACCUGCUGCAAGAAGUGUCGACCUAAAUGCACCUACAUGGGCCAGAGCUUCUCAGAAGGUCAACGCUUCCUGUCCAAGAGUUGCAGGGAAUGCAAGAACGGUCUGAUGGUGAAGGUGGCCGAGCCGUGUCCGGAGCUAAACUGCACGCGCGCCGACCAGAUCCUCCCCGACAACAGAUGCUGCAACGUCUGCAAAGGCUACGAUUUCUGCACGGAGGGACUCGUUUGCGGGGAGAACUCCGAGUGCCGGAGCCGGAGCACCAGGGCCGAGUGUGAGUGCCGGAGCGGCUUUGCGUCAAGCCACGGGGACUCCACUUACUGCGAAGAUAUCGACGAGUGCGCCACCCAGAUGCACUACUGCCAGUCCAACACAGCCUGCGUCAACUUCCCUGGCAGCCACCGCUGCGACUGCCUCCCAGGCUUCAUCAGAGUGGAUGAAUACUCCUGCACCGAGCGUGACGAGUGCGCCGCCGGCCAGAGCUCCUGCGACGACAACGCCAUUUGCACCAACACCAUCCGAGGCCACCUGUGCACCUGCAAGCCCGGCUACGUGGGCAACGGCACCACCUGCAGAGCCUUCUGUGAGGACGGAUGCCGUAACGGAGGGACCUGUGUGUCUCCAAACAGCUGUGUGUGUCCCUCAGGGUUCACAGGACGCCACUGCGAGACAGAUAUUGACGAGUGUGCGGAGGGCCUGAUCGAGUGCCACAACCAUUCCCACUGUGUCAACCUCCCGGGCUGGUACCACUGUGAGUGCAGAGACGGUUACCAUGACAACGGCUCCUACCUGCUCGACGGCGGCUCCUGUGCCGACGUGGACGAGUGCAGCCUGCAGACGCACACCUGCUGGAACGACAGCGUGUGCGUGAACCUCCCGGGGGGCUACGACUGUGUGUGCGCCUCCGGGCCCGGCUGCAGUGGCGACUGCCCCCACGAGGGCGGGGUCUGGCGCAACGGGGAGGACUGGAAGCCCAGCUACGACCCCUGCGCCGUCUGCUCCUGCAAGGACAGCCAGACGUUCUGCAGGAGGGAACCGUGCGACUGUGGGGACCCCAGGGAGGACCUCUCCUGCUGCCCCAGCUGUGACCAGCGUCCCAGCAGCCAGUGUCUGGACCAGAGUGGCCGGCUGCUCUACCGCAGUGGGGCCUCCUGGCUCUACAACUGUCACCAGUGUCACUGUAUGGAGGGCGAGGUGGAGUGCUGGCCGCUGCAGUGUCCCGUGCUGACCUGUGAGUACGCGGCGGUGGCGGAGGGCGAGUGCUGCCCGCGCUGCGUCAGCGACCCCUGCCAGGCCGAGCGCCUCCCCUACGACGUCCGCCGGACCUGCCGCGACCCGGCUGGCGCCGCCCGGCUCAGCGGCGCCUCGUGGCGCAUGCCCAGCUCCCCAUGCACCACCUGCAAGUGCAAGAACGGGAACGUCUGCUGCUCCGUGGACCCCGACUGCCUCCAGAACUACUGA